AUGGUCCGCCUAACAGUCUUCGCCGCUGGGCUUGCUUGCCUCCCAUCGAUAUUUGCCCAUCCAUCGCCUUUAGAGAUCUUUAACAGAGAGCUUGCUCGCGAUGGCUGUGGAACCGAGGAACCUCCAAUUGAGUUUCUCACGGCAGCUUCAGCGCUCGCCGCUGGCGACGCGAAGUACAUCGCCCCUGCACCCAAUGCUGGCCUUCGUCUGGCCGCCGUUGGUGGUGAUCCUUUCGAGACCCCAAUUGUCGUAGACACCUGGAUUCACGUCAUUGCUGUCAACAACACAGUUGCAGGAGGCUAUAUCCCACAGAACCAGCUCACUGCUCAGAUGGACUAUCUGAAUGCAACUUUUGCACCAUCGAACAUUGGAUUUGUACUCAAGGGUGUUACCCGUACCAUCAAUGCCACCUGGUCUGUUGAUGCUACUGGAGCCGAAUUGGAAUACAAGACGAAGCUGCGCAAGGGUGAUUACAAGACUCUGAACUUGUACUUCCUCACCAAGCUUCGUGGUGAUGCUCUUGGGUACGCGUAUUAUCCUCAACCUGGUAACCCCGCGCCAGGAUCUAGGACUUUCAACCUUUACGGUGCUACCAACAGAGCCGACACUGUUCCAGGUGGAACUUUAGCACCAUAUAACUUAGGUGGAACUGUCACCCACGAGGUUGGACACUGGUUUGGACUGAUGCAUACUUUCCAAGGUUACAGCUGCACUGGACCAGGAGAUCUGAUUGCUGAUACCGCUGCACACAUCGCACCAACAAGAGGAUGCCCUAUUGGUUUGGACACAUGCCCAGAUGAGCAAGGUCCAGAUCCAAUUCAUAACUACAUGGAUUACUCCAUUGAUGCCUGUUACGAGGAGUUCACACCGCUUCAGACCAAGCGUAUGCACGAUUUCUGGAACGCCUACAUCAGCCCCAGAGCCUGCUUUGCCGACAACUGCCUCCGAGCUCUACGUGCGAGCAACGUUCCUGGCAGAGUGGCAGAAUCUCAGGCAUUCUGCUCCUCUUACACACAGUUCAUCGUAACUGAUGUCACCUUGGUAAAGCCAUACGCGGUAUCUGCUUGUUCAGGAAAUGUCAUCUCGCGUGUCAGCUCUGCUUGCUCUUGCUUGCCAACUGCUACAGCGUUACCAUAA
Molecule: messenger RNA, 1137 nt
Organism: Glarea lozoyensis ATCC 20868
Lineage: Eukaryota; Fungi; Ascomycota; Leotiomycetes; Helotiales; Helotiaceae
Product: Metalloproteases (zincins), catalytic
Exons: 6
Coding region: 1-1137 (378 amino acids)
Molecular function (GO): metallopeptidase activity
Source: RefSeq, a predicted model, not a curated record